Molecule: messenger RNA, 1377 nt
Organism: Durusdinium trenchii
Lineage: Eukaryota; Dinophyceae; Suessiales; Symbiodiniaceae
Source: the annotation of a GenBank genome assembly
GGGACUGCUUCAGACUAGAAGUAUAGUGGAAUCCCAAGCAGAUGUAGCACAGCGCUUUCCAUGGAGAGGCAAGUCGCUUUGUUACUUGCCCUGUGCGCGAUGUUUCUUUGGGGCUCUUGGGCCAACACAUUGCUUCUCUUUCGAACUCGCUUUGAACUUUACCUUUUCAACUACAUUUUGGGACACUUCCUUGCCGGCUUCCUUAUGCUUCAGGAUGCUUUACCAUGUUUGCAUGCUGUUACUGGGACAACAGGUAUGAUUGUCAUUCUUGUCAGUGGUCUAGCAGGCGCCUUGUUUGCCCUUGGAUCCCUCCUGGCAGUUGCCUCUCUAGACCUGGUUGGCAUGGCUUUGCCAACUCUUGUACUGUUGAGCAUCGAGAUGGCUCUCGGCAUGCCUUUGCUUUUGCUCCUGGAAGGUUGGGAUACACCAGCUCAACUUAUGUAUUCAAUCUUGGGAAUUUUAGCAGUGCUUGUAGCUGCCACAUUAGAUGCCUGGUGCCAUUCGUCCCUACAAGAAGAUCGUGCGAGUAGAGAGAGGGAGGAGGUUGGCCAGUGUUUGGAUUUGUCCGGCCAAUUUAGCAGCUUGAGCUUUUGGUCCUUCCGGGCGACAUCUGCAGCUGCAUCAAUGAUGCCAGGAAGUUUGGCCAGAAGUUUGUCCCCUGAAGCCACGACUCGUCUCACAUUCCUGACACAUGGCUCCGUCCUUCCGAGCUCUAUUAGUGGAUCACAACAGGUCCUUACGGUGCACAGCGGCACCGUCCUCAGUGGACGGCGUUUCAAGCAUGCACAGCUUGGCCUUGUUUUGGCUGCAGGUGGUGGAUUCUGCUUUGCUGGGUGGCCAUGUGUGGCUUCAAUCGUGGAAGGACAGAGUCGUUGGGUGAUUUUCUCUGUGCAGUUGAAUGCUUCAGCUUUUUUCUUUAUCUACGCAUUUGGAGCUGUGAUCGCCGUGAUCCUCCUUUUGCCACCACUUUGCCGUCGCCCACUUCACACUGGGGUUCCCUUGAAUUUCUGGAGAAGUUAUUCGGAGCUGACUAUUUGGCAACACUUUUUGGGCUUGUGUGGUGGAUUUGCCCAUGGCCUUGGAUGUUUGUUGUCCGUACAAAGCGGACAUGUCUUAGGAAAUGCCAUGGCCAUGUCCAUCACGCGCUGUCAGCCCUUGGUCUGUGCAAUUUGGGGAGUUCUUGUUUGGGGAGAGCUCCAAGGUGCUCGCUGCAAGACCAUUCUGAUCCUUCUGGCCAUGCUAUUGAUGUUUGUUUUGGCCUUGAUUUGCUUCUUCCUUUCUUUCCUUUUUGCCGGCCAGAAUCAAGCAUGAUGAAACCACUGCAGGGUUUGGUCCAGUGCAUUAUUGCCUGUGCUGCAAAGUCAGCAUCUAGGUUAU